AUGCAUACUAUUGAUUUAAUGUUAAGUAGUAAAAAAACAAACACUAAAAAUUAUUAUUCAUGUCAGUCAUCAACUGAUUGUACUCAAACAAAUUCAUCAUUCAAUAUGGAUCGUAGUGUUCAAUGUAAACGAUCAAUAGAUCAAUCGACAAAUUCAAAUUAUCCUUUAAAUUCAUCAUCGACAAUGCCAAAUCAACAUGAUCAUAAUGAUGAUGAUGAUGGUCAUGAUGAUUUCAUUGAACAUUGUACAAAUCUUAAACAAAUUAACAAAUCAAACAAUGAUUUUCAAACUAUAAAUAAUCUACAGAAAAAUUGUACACAUCAUACAAGUCCAACAGCGUUAAAUGAUCAAUAUAUAUGUUCACCUGAAUCAUCUUUAUCAAAUGAUGAUAUGUUGAAUGAUCCCGGUGGGGUGAAUUUUAUGGGAAAACGAAAUAGAACAACAUUUUCUGAGAAACAAGUGGAAUUCCUUGAAUUAGCUUUUCAACAUACACAUUAUCCUGAUUUACAACUACGUGAAACACUUGCCUAUCAAACAAAUUUACCUGAGUGUAAAAUUCAAUCAAGGCCAAAUGAACAUGGCGUCAUUGAACUAUUGAAUGAGUAUCAAACUAUUGGUACUACUAGUACUACUACUACUACUACUACUACUACUACUCCGACUACUACUACUACUACUACUACUACUACUACUACUACUACCACUACUACUACUACUACUACUACCACUACUACUACUGUUACUACUACUACUACUGUUACUACUACUACUACUGUUACUACUACUACUACUACUACUACUACUACUACUACUACUACUACUACUACUACUACUACUACUACUACUACUACUACUACUACUACUACUACUACUACUACUACUACUACUACACUACUACUACUACUACUACUACUACUAUUACUACUACUACUACUACCCAGAACAUUUAGUACAACAUACAAACAGAAUAAAAAUAAUAUUGAUACUUGA
Molecule: messenger RNA, 990 nt
Organism: Schistosoma turkestanicum
Lineage: Eukaryota; Metazoa; Platyhelminthes; Trematoda; Strigeidida; Schistosomatidae
Source: the annotation of a GenBank genome assembly